Uncinocarpus reesii 1704 is the source of this 1053-nucleotide messenger RNA. RefSeq names its product vacuolar protein sorting-associated protein 74. The transcript has 4 exons. The record is from RefSeq and is a predicted model, not a curated record. Gene Ontology annotation, cellular component: trans-Golgi network; cytosol; Golgi cisterna. Gene Ontology annotation, biological process: Golgi to plasma membrane protein transport; Golgi vesicle budding; Golgi organization. NCBI's taxonomy places the organism in Eukaryota, Fungi, Ascomycota, Eurotiomycetes, Onygenales, Onygenaceae. The coding region runs from base 1 to 1053 and encodes 350 amino acids. Gene Ontology annotation, molecular function: phosphatidylinositol-4-phosphate binding.
AUGGCGACUACCAGUGGCCUGACCCGCCGUCGAGGAGCAGGGAGAGGCGUGGGCGACGGUAGCGACGGCAGUCGAGUGGCAUCCCCUUCGCCCCAUAACGGAUCCGAUAACCAUGCGCCUGAAACCUCAUACAUCGGAGGAGAGAAUGGACACAAGAUUGCAUUUGAUCCGCGAGACAUCAGUGAAAGUGCAGAGAAGGUCAAGCAGCCAAAAUUGACGCUGAUGGAGGAGGUGUUAUUGCUUGGAAUAAAAGAUAAACAGGGUUACUAUUCUUUCUGGAAUGAAAACAUCUCAUAUGCCUUGCGAGGAUGUAUCGUGAUUGAACUAGCCUUCCGCGGUCGAAUCAGCAUGCAGAAAGACUCUUCACGUCGACGCUUCCCACUUGCUGACCGGGUGAUUGAAGUUAUUGAUGAUAGUUUAACUGGAGAAGUCUUGCUGGAUGAAGCUCUGAAAAUGAUGAAAUCAAGCGAGAAGAUGAGUGUCAGCUCAUGGAUUGAUCUUAUGAGCGGUGAGACUUGGAACCUAAUGAAGAUCGGCUACCAGCUCAAACAAGUACGAGAGAGACUCGCAAAGGGCCUUGUUGACAAAGGUGUCCUCCGCACUGAAAAACGAAACUUCCUUCUCUUCGAUAUGGCCACACAUCCGGUCGCAGAUCCCGCAGCAAAAGAAGACCUUAACAAGCGAGUUCGUAACAUUUGCAGCAACCGCACUGUCAUCUUACCACCAACUCAGUACCUUCCAAAUGGCGUUGAAUUCAGGUACUUGAGGACUAUAGCCAUGGUCUGCGCAUCUUAUGCUGCUAAUGUCCUGGAGAAUUGCCUGGUCACUAUGAACCAUGAUGCACGGGAGAGGGCUUUUUCUCAGGUGGAUGAGCUGUUGGCUGAUUAUUCACAAUGGCCAUUUUCCUUACGAACAGGUGGUACACAGGGUAUAGGAGCAAACCUGGCGCAGGUAGUCAGAGAAGAAAUUGACAAGGCUAAGGAUAGGGAGCUUCAGUUAGAGGUUGUGGCGGCAUGCCUAAAUGUGUUUACUCGUCUUGAUUCACUGCUUUGA